Lottia gigantea (owl limpet) is the source of this 234-nucleotide messenger RNA. RefSeq lists its product as hypothetical. The annotation marks the transcript as partial. Lineage: Eukaryota; Metazoa; Mollusca; Gastropoda; Lottiidae. The transcript has a single exon. The record is from RefSeq and is a predicted model, not a curated record.
GUGUCUCGUACACUGUAUUAUAAUUUAUUGAAGAAAGUGUCUCGUACAUUGUAUUAUAAUUUAUUGAAGAAAGUGUCUCGUACAUUGUAUUAUAAUUUAUUGAAGAAAGUGUCUCGUACACUGUAUUAUAAUUUAUUGAAGAAAGUGUCUCGUACACUGUAUUAUAAUUUAUUGAAGAAAGUGUCUCGUACAUUGUAUUAUAAUUUAUUGAAGAAAGUGUCUCGUACAUUGUAU